AUGUCUCUAUUUGAAGCGUGUCAAAAAGCAAAUAUUGAUCAAAUCAAAUCUUUAAUUAAACAACAAUGUAAUAUAGAACAAGUAGAUGAUCAAGGUCGAACAGCACUUCAUUAUUGUUAUGAUCAUGAAAAUAUUGAUUGUGCUCGUAUUUUAUUAGAAAAUGAUCUAGUGAAAAAAUCUAUUCUUAAUAUACAAGAUAAUGAAGGUUAUUCAGCACUUAAUUUAGCUUGUUUGAAUGGAAAUAUUCGUAUGGUAAAAUAUCUUUGUGAACAAGGUUCAAAUGUAAAUCUAGUUGAUAAUGAAUCACAUUCUCUUAUACAUUGGAUAACAGUUUGCGAACAUUUGGAUCUUUUCGAUAUACUCAUUCAAUAUCAUGCACCAACACAUAUAUCAGAUAUUUAUGGUGCUUUUCCAAUUCAUUAUGCAUCACAAUUAUGUGGAAAUAAUGAUUCACAUAAAGGUUUGGGUAUUUUGAAAAAAUUAAUUGAUUGCAAUGUAGAUGUUAAUUGUGUUGAUGAACAAAAACGAACACCAUUUAUCUGGGCUGCUAGUGGAGGUGCUAUUGAUGCAUUACGUAUAUUAUACAAAGCGGGUGCCAAUCCAUUACAUGUCGAUAAAGAUUCUUUAACAGCACUUCAUUGUGCAGCUACUCGUGGACAUGCAUCUUGUAGUCGUAUGUUAGUCGAAAUAUAUGAUUGUCCAAUAGAAGGCGAAGAUAUAAAUGGUUGUACAGCAUUAUUUUAUGCUAUUUCACUUAAACAUUCAGAUGUUUCUCAAAUAUUACUUGAUUUAAGAGCAAAUACGAAUCAUCAAGAUAAUCGUGGAAGAACACCAAGUCAUUGUGCAACAUUAAACGGAAAUAUUGAUUGUUUAAAACAAUUAAUAAAAUACAAUGCUAAUAUUUGGAUAAAAAAUAAACGUGGUGAUUAUCCAGUACAUGAAGCAGUGAAUGCAAUAUCACUUUCUAAAGUUCAUCAUGACACCGAUGAAUAUUUACAACUACAAACAGAAUGUUGUGAUAUUGUUCGAUAUAUAUUUAAAUUAUAUCCAAAGAAAGUUAAUAUUCGAAAUGGUGAAAAUAGAACUUCACUUCAUUUAGCUGCUAGUGUAGGCGAUAUUGCAAUGUGUAAAAUAUUAAUUGAAUGUGGAGCAAGAGUAAAUUCAUUUAUUCAAACAACAGCUGGUAAUUUUAUAACUCCUUACGAUCUUGCUCAUAUUCGUUGUCAAGAUGCUUGUGCUGAAUAUCUCGUACUUAAUCAUGGUGGACAACGUGGUAAUUUACUAGCACAUAUAUAUGCUCGUCGUAUUCAAAAAUUUAUUCGUAAAUAUAAAAUUCGAAAACCAUCAAUUGCCGAUCAACGUCGAAAAUUAUUUGCUAGAACAGCUCAAACAAAUAAAAAAUCUUUGAAACUUGAAAUACCUAUUUCUAAUUCGAUUACAAAACCUAUUCCAUCAAUAAAAUCUACAGAUUAUUUAUUAAGUCAAGCAAAAAUAUGUUUAGAUAAUAAAAUAAUUGAAGAUCGUUUAACAAAAUUAAAAAUAAAUUCAUCGAAAUAUUUAAUAAAUACAUCAAAAGAAGAAAAUAAUCUAACACAACGACGUCAUCUAUUUGCAAAAUCAAAAACAACCAUGACAUCAAUGAAUCAUAAUGAUGAAUAUAAUAAAUUAAAUUCAACAGAUAAAGUAAUUAUUCAUACAUCAAAUUCAAUUGCAACUUCAGUUAAACUUUAUGAAAGACAUAAAUUAAUAGCCGAAGAAUUAUUUAAAAUAAAACAAGCUCGAAUUCAUAAUGAUAGUAUUAUUAUCAAUCGAUCAUUAUAUAAAAUUUUAAUUGAAAAUGCUUUUAAUCCAAAAAAUCGACAUGUUAGUGAAAUUGAAAAAUAUCUUGAAACAUUACUGAAAGCUUAUGAAAAUGAAUUAGAAGCUAUACGAAAACGUACUAAAACAAAAGAAAAACAUCUAUAUCCAUCAAUGAAUGAAACAGAAUUAGAUAAUACAACUGCUUCUUCCAAAACUGUUGAAAGUCGGUCUAGUAAAAAGAAAAGUGCACCGAAAGCUCCAAAAGAUGAUGCUGAUACGACGAUAAACAACGACGGUGAAAAAAAGCGAAAAUCUACUAAAACUGCUGCUUCGACGACAGAAACUACGGAAAGAAAAAGUCACAAAACUAAUGCUGAAAAGGAAAAUGAUGAACAAAUCGGUUCGACAAGUAACGAUCAAGAAGUUCCUGUUAAAAUAAAGAAAAAACGUGCACCAAAACUUGCAGUAACUGACGAUGAUAAUAAUCAAUCAGUAACAACAGAAGAACCAAUUAAGAAGAAAAAGUCUAAAGCACCAAAAGUUAGUCCUAUUAUUGAUGAUGAAUUUCAAGUAAUCGAUGGUUCAGCUGUCGAUGAAAUACAACCUUAUGUUGAAGCAAAACCUAAGGUAAAAAAAUCAAAAAAAUCCAAAGCACCAGUAUCGGAAGCAAGAUACGAUUCAUUUGAAGAUUUACAAGUUACUAAUCUUGAUGAUCCAUAUCCACAAACAACGGAUAUUCUUCCUGAUAUGUCUUUGGAAAAUCUUCCACCAUUGGAAAAUGAUAUGAGUGAAUUUCAACAAUCAAUUUUAGAGACUUAUAAUAAUUUAUCUUCAAAAGUAAAUUUUUUUCAAUAUGUUGGUGAUGAUCAAUGGUUUGUUAGUCAUCUACCAAAAUCAGGCCGGCCAGAACCUAAGCAUCGUAUAAGAAACAUGUUGCCUAUUAUUAAUAGUAAAGAGGAAAGAGUAACAGCAAAAUCAAUAAUAAUGACAAGAGGUAAAGUAUUAAAGCGUUUUAAUCGUGGUAUGAAUAUGCUUGUACGUGAUCCAAAGAAUAUAUUUUUUGGUGAAUAUCAACAAGAAUAUGAAUUCAAUCAAGAAGAGGAUGAAGAUGAUGGUGUUGAUACAGAUGAUUUACAUCGUUAUGCACAAAAAUUACGUGAAUUAGAAGAUCAAGAUCGUGAAGUUAAUCCUGAAUUUCUUAUACUUCAAGAUGGAAAAACUACUUAUGGUGUACAUGAAUCUGAUGCCGAUGGCAAGGUUACAUUAGCUAAACGUAAACCAAUUUAUGAUCGUACAGCUGAUCAACAACCUGAUGAACAACAGAUAGAAAAAAAGAAGCUUUUAUCUCGUUUGAGAUUGCCAUUUGGUCGAAAUAAAGAUGGUAAAGAUACUAAGUCAGCUAGUACAACACCGGAUAAUCGUACACAUCGUAAAUCAAGUCGAAAAUCUGUUAGUGGUGAUGUACCAAAUGAUGAACAAAUAUAA
This is a messenger RNA of Adineta steineri, 3285 nucleotides long. Lineage: Eukaryota; Metazoa; Rotifera; Eurotatoria; Adinetida; Adinetidae. The record is from the annotation of a GenBank genome assembly.